Molecule: messenger RNA, 903 nt
Organism: Metarhizium acridum CQMa 102
Lineage: Eukaryota; Fungi; Ascomycota; Sordariomycetes; Hypocreales; Clavicipitaceae
Source: RefSeq, a predicted model, not a curated record
AUGUAUCGGGCUACGGUGCGGACUGCCUCGCGACAGGCCUUGAGGAGCCUUCGCUCCCAGUCAUUUCAGAGUGCUUCCCGUCGAUUUGCAUCAACAUCGACCCCUGCGUACAAGCCGCGGACGUGGAAGGGCUCUGCCGUGAGAUGGGGUCUUGCGCUCGGCGCUGUGUAUUAUUACAACACCAGUGCCGUCUUUGCCGAUGAAGCUACCGUCCAAUCAAUAGCUGCCCCCUCUGCCUUUACCGAGUCAGACAUACCAACUGUCGAUUCCGUCAUUGAACAGAAGCGCAAGCAACUCAAGCCCACACCUGAGGAGCAGGCAAAGCCAAUUGAAAAGGAGGAUUCAACUCCGGAGACGCAGCCCAAGACCGAAUCACAAAACAGCGUUGUUGCCACCGGAUCGCCCGAAGCUCUCGAGGAAGAGGCUGGCCAAGAAGGCGCAUUCAACCCUGAAACAGGUGAAAUCAACUGGGACUGCCCAUGCCUCGGAGGAAUGGCACACGGCCCCUGUGGUGAGGAAUUCAAGACGGCUUUCAGCUGCUUCGUCUACUCAACCGAAGAGCCCAAGGGCAUGGACUGUAUCGAGAAAUUCCAGGGAAUGCAGGAAUGCUUCAAGAAGUACCCUGAUAUCUACGGUGCCGAGCUGUCCGACGAUGGCGAAGAGGCUGCCGAUGACCUACAUCAAUCCCCGCGCGACGAGCCACAAGAGAGUCCUGCAAUUGCCAUUGAGGACAACAGACCCGAGACAGACAAUCUACCUGGCGUCAAACCAUUAGAGAAUAACGGUGUCCCCAAGAAAUGGGAAGACGCCACCGACGCAGACAAGGAUGCCAAACUUGAGCAGCCCGGCGUGUUGGCUGAAGAGGAGAAGAAGGAGAAGAAGAAUGAAGAAAAGAAAGAUUAA